Messenger RNA from Candida dubliniensis CD36, 282 nucleotides. RefSeq names its product cytochrome c oxidase subunit VIII (gene COX8). The transcript has a single exon. The record is from RefSeq and is a predicted model, not a curated record. Gene Ontology annotation, biological process: mitochondrial electron transport, cytochrome c to oxygen. The coding region runs from base 1 to 282 and encodes 93 amino acids. Lineage: Eukaryota; Fungi; Ascomycota; Pichiomycetes; Serinales; Debaryomycetaceae.
AUGUUUGCUCAAUCAGCUUUAAGACCAGCUAGAACUCUUCCAUCAAGAAUCCUCACUAGAAGAAACUUCCAAGUUUCUGCCAGAAAAUUUGAUAUUAACACCAUUGUUUACGGUGCAGCAAAAGAAGGUCCUUACGAAAAUUUACCAUUUAAAGUUAAGAACAGAAAAUUUAUUCCAUUUUCUGUCUGGUACUGGGGUGUAUUGGGAUUCUUCUUUGCUUUCCCAUUCUUAACCUCAUGGUGGCAAUUAAAGAAAUCUGGUGCUUUCAACAAGACUGAAUAG